CCUUCCCGCGCGGUCCUCCCGGACCUAGCUUCCCCCCGGUUCUGCGCGGGGCCCGAGUGAGAAGUUCCGGAGCCCCGCUGGCUGGGUGUCGACGCGGUCCGCCAGCCCGCCCAGCCCCCCUCGGCACUGCCUCGGGAGCUACAGCUUCCCCAGAGUGUGCAGGUUUGCUUUCGAGGGGUGGCGGGCUGCGCUGCGGGAGAGGAGCGCUCAGAGGGUCAAUCCGGCCAGCCCUCGGUCUCCGGCCGCGGAGGCCGCCCUCGCCCUUGGGAAUCCUUGGUCUCCCAGACAGAAGGAGAGUCGGCGCCGGGGAGCCCGUACUGCAUUUUGAUUCAUCUUGGGCCUUAUAAAAAUCCCAAGAAAAUUAAAUGGCAUCUGGAGAUUUCUGUUCCCCUGGACAAGGGAAGGAAAUACUUCAACAAGUGUGUAGCAAGCAGUUUCCUCCUUGUAACCUGAGGGAAGAGGACCUGUUACAGAACCCCUACUUCAGUAAGCUGCUGCUGAGUCUCUCACAGCAUAUGGAUGAGAGUGGCUUAAGUCUCCUCCUGGCAAAGGAGCAGGCUCAGGCAUGGAAGGAAAUUCGACUGCAUAAGACAACAUGGUUGAGGUCUGAGAUUUUACAGAGAGUCAUUCAAGAACUGCUUGUGGACUACUAUGUGAAGACACAAGACACAAAUUUAACAUCUGAGGACAAAAAGUUUCAUGAGACCCUUGAACAGCGGCUCCUUGUGACUGAACUGACACACCUCUUAGGUCCUAGCCAGGAGAAGGAGAUACCUCCAUUGCUAGGGCUGGAGAAGGCGGACCUUCUGGAGCUCAUGCCACCCUCAGAGGAUUUUGUGCAGAUGAAAGCUCGUCUCCAGCUGGAAGUGGAGGAACAGCUCAAGAGGAAAUGUUUCACUCUACUCUGCUACCAUGACCCCAACUCAGAUGCUGACAGUGAAACCCUGAAGGCAGCAAAGGUGUGGAAACUGGCAGAGGUCCUAGUGGGUGAGAAGCAGCAGUGCCAGGAUGCUAAGAACCAGCAGAAGGAGCAGCUGGUACUGUUGGAGAAAAAGAGUGCCACCUACUCUCAGGUACUUCUCCGCUGCCUCGCUUUGCUUCAGAGGCUUCUUCAAGAGCACCGACUGAAGACUCAGUCUGAGCUAGACCGCAUCAAUGCCCAGUACCUGGAAAUCAAGUGCAGUGCCAUGAUCCUUAAGCUGAGGAUGGAGGAGCUAAAGAUUUUGUCUGACACUUACACUGCUGAGAAAGUGGAAGUUCAUCGUCUCAUUAGGGACCGUUUAGAGGGAGCCAUUCACCUACAAGAGCAGGACAUGGAGAAAUCUCGACAGGUUCUGAAUACCUAUGAGGUCCUUGGGGAGGAGUUUGACAGGCUGGUAAAAGAGUACACCCAGCUCAAGCAGGCAACUGAGAACAAGCGCUGGGCCCUCCAGGAAUUCAACAAGGCCUACCACUGAGUGUCUGCAGAGCCAGGAAGCAUGAUUUACGCACACCACUGCUGCCUCCUAUUUCUGCUGAAGGGACCACCUCCACCUGGGGCUUCCUUCACUAUAAGGGGGUAGGGGGCACUUGCUGAAAACACUGCAGUCCUUUAGGCACCCUCCUGAUUUAUUUCCCUUGUUUACAAUGACUGGGUCUUUUUUGGAAAAUGUAGCAAGCAGAUUUAUAUAAUUUUAUGCAUAGCUGUUUGUCAGUGUCAGUCCUGUGUUGUGUUUGAUUAUUUCAUGAAUAAAAUGAUGAUGUUAUAUCUUA
This is a messenger RNA of Marmota monax (woodchuck), 1752 nucleotides long. RefSeq names its product HAUS augmin like complex subunit 4 (gene Haus4). The transcript is spliced from 10 exons. Gene Ontology annotation, cellular component: HAUS complex. Gene Ontology annotation, biological process: spindle assembly; centrosome cycle. The record is from RefSeq and is a predicted model, not a curated record. Lineage: Eukaryota; Metazoa; Chordata; Mammalia; Rodentia; Sciuridae. Gene Ontology annotation, molecular function: microtubule minus-end binding. Bases 366 to 1457 code for a protein of 363 amino acids.